GGCUGUGGCAGUUAACAGGGAAUGCAGGAAAAUCGACGUAACAGUGUUCUUCGGGAGCUCACGCUAGCUCGGAUGUCCGAGACAAAGGCUUGAAAUGAACAGGAUACGGAUUCAUGUUUUGCCCUCAAGUCGGAACCGGGUGACCCAGACACCCCGACCUCAGGAGCCACAGGCCUGCUCCUUCACCCAGCGGCCCUGCUCUCAGCCACGACUUGAAGGCUUGGAAUUCUGCAUCAAACACAUCUUGGAGGACAAGAAUGCGCCUUACAAACAGUGCAGCUACGUCUCUGCCAAGAACGGGAAGCGGUGUCCCAAUGCCGCACCAAAGGCAGAGAGGAAAGACGGAGUGACCUUCUGUGCGGAGCACGCUCGCAGGAAUGCCAUGGCUCUUCGAGCUCAAAUGAGAAAGGCGUCUUCUGGUCCGUCACCGGAGGCCCUGCUGUCUCAACUUAGUGGGUACAGCCGAGCAGAGUCACACAGCCUUGAUGGAGGACGCUCUGAAGCCAGCCGCAUUCUAGAUGAGGACAGUCUGAGUGAGGAAGAGCAGGGGCCGUUGGUAUUGGACCAGACGUGGAGAGGAGAUCCGGACAGCGAGGCUGACAGCAUCGAUAGUGAUCACGAGGAUCCUCUGAAACAUGCAGGAGUGUACACUGCAGAAGAAGUGGCGCUAAUCACUCGAGAAAAACUUAUCAGACUCCAGUCCCUCUAUAUUGAUCAGUUCAAACGCCUGCAGCACCUGCUGAAAGAGAAGAAGCGCAGAUACCUGCACAACCGCAAAAUGGAGCAUGAAGCUAUAGGUACCAGCCUCCUGACAGGGCCUGAAGGUCUUUCCAUGAAGGAGAGGGAGAACCUGAAGAAGCUUAAAGCUCUGCGUCGAUACCGCCGCCGGUACGGGGUGGAGGCCCUGCUGCACCGGCAGCUGAGGGAAAGGAGGCAGGCUGUGACAGAAGGAGGCCCUCAGCCACACACAAGAACAGUGAGUGAAAAAUGCAUCUCCUUCAUGGAGGGAACCCGAUGUACCAAUCCCUGCCUGCCUAUGGCCCGACACUGUGUCUCACAUAUCUACCAGGACAGCAACCAGAUCCUUUUUAAAAUGUGUCCAGGGUUAAAAGAUGUUCCAUGUGAUCGUACUGUGCACAUGGGUCAGUCAGACGACCCCCGCUGCCCGCUGCACCUCACCCUGCCUCCGCCCAUGUACCAGCCCGAGCAGGAGGCUCCGCCACAGGAGGAGUUCACCCCUAUGAGCAAAGACAUGUACCUGAGUGCGGCAGAGCUUCAGCCCACAGAAAACCUCCCUCUCGAGUUCAGCGAUGACCUGGAUGUGGAAGGGGACGGUAUGCAGGGUCCUCCUUCCCCUCUGCAGUUUGACACAGCCCUGGCCCUGGAGGACCAAACCAUCAGAGCCAUAGCUGAGGCCCCGAUGGACAUCCUGACUGGCGAGGACCCAGACCAGGACCUUGACACCUCAGGGCAGGAACUCUCAGAGAGAGAUGUGGACGCCAUCAUGAACAACCAGGUGGUGUCAGAGGCAGUCGGAGGUGAGGAAGACACGACUGACAAUUCGCUCCAAGACAUCGACUCUGCUGCAGCCGACGCUCCCAGAUGAACCAGCAUUUCAAAGAACUGUCACUGCUACUCGUUUAUAAUACAGCCCACAUUAGGUACUAAAGUACUCAGCGGCUCCUACUGAGACUGAAAGCUGGAGUAGGCGACAUGUUUUUGGAAUCAAUGGGCAGAAAUUCCAUAAUAACCUUUCAGCAUAUUGUACUUCAUGUGGGGAACUAGACUCCUGGUUUCAUACUAAAGAAAAUCCAGCCUGAGAUGAGACGUCACCCAGUGUGAGGCCGUUUCAGGUGAGUCGUGUGAAGGUGCAGGGAAAGGUCAGCUGAGAGGGAAGCGUUUGGAUCAGAAAUGUCAGCUGGACAUGUUAGAGGAAUGCAGGGAGAAAACUGAAGUUUUAGGUAAAAUGUUACACUGUGCAGUUUCAGUUAUAAACAUCAUUGUAAUGUGCCUCACUGUUUCUGCUCCUACUGCCUGGUUUGAAAUAAAGAUGAGGAAAUAAAUGGGGUUUUAGGUAACUUUGUUUCUGAUCGGCAUGUUUGCAGCAGAAAACACAUUUCCAUAAAACUUUAAAGCAACUGGAAACUUUCUCCCAUUAUUACACUUUAACACAUUCUGUUGUUGCAUAUGCCCUUGUAGCCAGUAUUUACGAAAAUACUUGAUGUAAUUUUUAUUGUCUGCUAAGGUGGUUUUGUGUUUCAGUUUGAGCGACCAGUCGUUUCAUUUUAUGCAGGACAGCAAACCUUUUCAUCACCCACAUUUAUCUCCCACAUUUUCAUUGGUUGUAGUUACAAAUAAAUAAAAAGUACAGGACAUGUGUGCUGAUCUGCAAAUGCUUCACUGCUUAAAUUUAUAGUUGAUUCCUGCAGAAAAGCAGUUUAUAGCUUCAGCUGUUACUGUGCGAGAAAAGGGAACCUUAAAUGAAUAAAGACAAUAUAUGGUUAUUAAA
This is a messenger RNA of Maylandia zebra (zebra mbuna), 2509 nucleotides long. RefSeq names its product KAT8 regulatory NSL complex subunit 2 (gene kansl2). Lineage: Eukaryota; Metazoa; Chordata; Actinopteri; Cichliformes; Cichlidae. The record is from RefSeq and is a predicted model, not a curated record. Gene Ontology annotation, cellular component: NSL complex.